Molecule: messenger RNA, 3255 nt
Organism: Wallemia mellicola CBS 633.66
Lineage: Eukaryota; Fungi; Basidiomycota; Wallemiomycetes; Wallemiales; Wallemiaceae
Exons: 3
Coding region: 1078-3171 (697 amino acids)
Source: RefSeq, a predicted model, not a curated record
AGAGACGAGAAUGACGAGGAUAAAAGACCACAGAAGAAGAGCUAUUCAAGAAAGCAGAGAGACAGCGAUUGGAAAAGCCUUAGAAUUAUUCCAAAUAUCACGAAAACUGACAAAUUGUUCAACCCCCGGUCUGGCACCUUCGAUGGUCUCAAUCUCAGAGAAUUGAUAGACCAUUUACAAGCCCUUAGAGAGGCCUAUAGUAACAUUUUAGACUUAAACAAGCCAUCAACACGGUUCCCCUCUUUGGUACAGCUAUCUGCAAAGGUUAUCGGCUACUCGAUCGUCAAUUACGACCUCAGCAGGGAUGAUGACUCGGACGACUCGGACGAACUUACGAAGCCCGAGAGAGAAGCACGCUCUAUUGAGGUUGUCGACUAUAUAUACAACUGUGUACCAGCCCAUUUGAGGAGCCUUUUAGUACCAUCUCAUGCUCUCUCCUUUCUCUUCUCUAGCGAAACCCUUUCAUCCCAUCACCCUACGGUGUCUUCUCUCUUGCAAACGACACGACCACACGGAUUGGAAUUUCAGGACAUCAUCCAUCAGUCUCUCACAAUUGCUUUUGCGCGGUCAACACUACCACCACCCGACUAUAUCACUGAAAUUGCGAACAAAUUCAAUGCUAUACCAGAGUUACUCCGCUCACUGACGAAGCUACUACCUGCAUUCGAGCCAGCUUUGUCCACUUGCAGGGCAAUUGAUAACAUUAGAAGCCUUCCAGUUUGCGAUCUAUCACCACUGAUACAAUCAAUAUUAUCAGCAUGCUAUCAGUCUCAUAUUCCACCGUUCAGAUUACGUGAUUGGUUGUAUAUUUCUAACGAAAACUCGCUGUUCGAUGCUGCGCUAAACAAGUGCCAACCACUUGCACAACGCGUGUUGUUUGAGUUAGCUAUUGAAACCACUGAAAGGCUACUCAACGAACCUGCCCGUGAAGAAUGGUUCACAAUUACGUACAAUUUAUGUUCAGCUGCGCUCAUUUUUGCGUCAAGAAAGAGUUACUCAUGUGACUUACUUUGCGCUUGCAUAGAUAAUAUAUCAAAAAUACCCUUUAUACAGCGGACAACAUCAGAAGCACUUUCGAUGUUUGAUUUGGAAUUACUUUUCGCUUUAGACUACAGCAGAUCUAGUGUACUAAUAGACAAGUUCGACUAUGGUAAUCUCCUGCCUCCCCAGCUAAGUCUUCUUAGCAAAGUCAUAUCGAAAGGUCUACAUGUUGAAGGCAUCGACGAUACCACCCUGCACAUGAAAAAAGAAGCAGCCAAAGCUAAAUUCGAGAAAGAAAAAAUACAAUACCUCCACACAUCUACCUACAAAACACCUCAGAAAGGCAAGUCAAGGGUAUUAGAUUUGACACCAGCAAGUAGUAUCAUCAAAUCGAAUAAAUUAACACCGUACUUGAUGUUACCAACGCCGCGGUUCUCGCAAACUCCGUUCUUUCGUCGCAAAACUCAGAAUGCACUCGCCCCGCAGAGAGUAUUUGGAAAGAAGUUCCAAUUCCACGGAACAAACAAACUUUAUGGAUUUGGUACUCCUGUCUUUAUCCAGCGCAAUUGGAAUGAGAGAUAUGAAGGCGAUGAUGAUGAUGACGAUGAAGGUGAUAGUAACAAUAACGAUAACGACGACCUUGACGUCAACCUCGCUGAAAAUGACAACCGGAAGGAGAUAGAGAAUCUCCCUGCUCUGCCUGAAGAUGGAGAUUCCAGCGAGUAUUCCGCAGAAGAUCAUUCAGAUAAUGGUAUGGAAAAUGAAAGUAGUAAUGGUAGUGAUGAUAACCUCGAGGGUUAUGAAAGUUCUGAGAAUCCCAGAAGUCCCGAUAAACCUAAGGUGAAAACUUCCAAAAAACCUCAGCCAGUGAGGAAGACCAAAAACCAGAAGAAAGCCAACUCUGGUCAGCGUUUACAGAACAGAACUAAAGGUCUCAGAGAUGACACCCACCACUUAGAACAGAAAAAACAGAAAGUUCAAAAGCCCACCAGUAGAAGAGUAAUCCAGACAUCUUCAGAACAAGGAAGCAACGAUGAUAAUUCACUGUAUGCAAAUAAGGCAAGUUACCACACAGACACGUUUAUAAACGAACACAAAAAUGGUAGGGAUAUCAUAAAUGUUCGACCAAAGGAAAGAGGGAAACAGUCUAUAACGCAUAAGAAGAGUUUUGACAAAGACGACACAAUUAGUAAACCAUCUCGAAAAGGAAAGAAGCCGAUUCGUGUCGAGAGUGAAGAUAGCAGUAGUGAGGAUUUCGAUAUGUUGACUACUAAAAAGCCCAUCUCGAAAGCGAAGGAGGAGGACAAUAGAAGUCGUUCCAGUAACAGCCGUGACAAUAGUAGCAGUAGUGAAGAUUUCGACAUGCUGACAGCUAGUAAGCCGAGAAAACAACCAUCUUUGCCAAAACCAAUGGCGAAAGCUCAUAUAGAACGUAAGAACACUCACAUAGAUCUUCAUGAAGAUGAUCGCGAUCGAGAGUAUAAAGAAAGACAACAACGGCGUAGAAAGACUCAGGAGGCGCUACUUAGGUUGGAAUCAUUCCAAGAACUCAAAGAAACAGGCUAUCCAAUGCAUGAGAUCCAUGAGUCAAGCACAUCUUUUGCAAGGCCGGAGAAAGUGAAGCCGUCCCAGUCGAAGUUGAGGCCAUCCCUAAAUAACGCAUUGGACGCAAACAAGUCAGUGAAUUCAAAUAAUGAUAAAAAGCGCGCAAUAGAAAUGUCUUCAGAUGUAUUCGAAACGGACAGUGACGAUCAAUCUCAUCUUAAGAGGCGGAAGAGCAACCUGAAUGAUUUCAUGGCGAAUGCUAAGCAGAUGGAUUCGAUGGCGAAGGUAGCCAAUUGGGCGAGGGAGAGUAGCAUAACUGUUGCUUCGACUGCUUUAGCGAAUAAGUCAAGUAAUCAAGCUGCUAAUACAAAUGCAAAUACCUCCCAAAAUUCUAUCAUGGACCCACCAGCUCUUUUGCGAAAGCCACUGCAGACUGAAAAUUCGAAUGGACGACACAGUCUAGGUAGCUUCGAGACUGUAAAGAAGCCUGCGAGUGGACACAAACGUCCCAGUCAGAAGAUUGUCAGACGGAUAUCAAAUCUCAGGAAGAGCUAUCCUAUUGAAAUAUCUUCUGAAUCAGAAACACAAUCGUUGUUGGAAGAUGAACCGCCUGUGAAGACAACUAAGACGUCAGCUAAACGCUAAACUCAAAGGCACCACUUCAGAAACUUAAUAGCAAAUACCUAAUUAAUAGCAUCAAUAGUUGUAAUUUUAAAAUAAGCCAUGUAU